Lates calcarifer (barramundi perch) is the source of this 2217-nucleotide messenger RNA. RefSeq names its product methyltransferase 6, methylcytidine (gene mettl6). The coding region runs from base 225 to 1142 and encodes 305 amino acids. The record is from RefSeq and is a predicted model, not a curated record. The transcript is spliced from 5 exons. Lineage: Eukaryota; Metazoa; Chordata; Actinopteri; Centropomidae.
GCAGUUGUCACACGGAUGAAUUUAAUUGACGGACAAGAUGGACGCAAAAUGGUGUAAAUAUGUAGCAAGUCGCAAGUUUUGUUUAAACAUUAAGUCAGUUACAGUACCGUUUAUCGUCUAAAUAACUGAAAUUGAUAUAACACGUAUGAUAUGUUUUUUUAUUAAUUUAAAUUAACGACUUGUAAAGCUACUGUCACACAAGAAGGCGAGUUUUUAAAAGCAGCAUGGCACUGUCAAAAAAUGAAAGUUCCCUAGAUGAUAUUAAAAUAACACCACCUCAAGAAGAAGUGGGCUCGAAAGACCAAAUCCCCCUGUGUGUCCCGGGACAAACCAAAACGUCUGCAGCCAGAGUAUUAACUGAGGAGGAGCUGGACAGACUCAGCGGGGAGCGGGCUCUGGUGUCCGACUUCAAGCAGAUGAAGUUGGAGAAAGAAGCUCAGAAAAACUGGGACUUGUUUUACAAAAGAAACACGACGAAUUUCUUCAAGGACAGACACUGGACCACCAGGGAAUUUGAAGAACUUAAAGCGUGCAGAGAGUUUGAGUCACAGAGGUUGGUGCUGCUGGAGGCUGGCUGCGGUGUGGGAAACUGUAUCUUCCCUCUGCUCGAGGACGACCUCAAUAUCUUUGUUUAUGCCUGUGACUUCUCACCGAGAGCUGUUGAAUUUGUCAAAAAAAACCCUCUGUACUGCCCUGAGCGCUGCUGUGCCUUCCAGUGUGAUUUAACUACAGAUGAUCUGAGGGCAAAUGUACCAGAGGGCAGCGUGGACGUCGUCACUCUCAUCUUUGUUCUGUCGGCCGUCCAUCCUGAUAAGAUGAAGCUGGCUCUGCAGAACAUCAGCAGGGUGCUGAAGCCUGGAGGCAUCGUCCUGUUUAGGGACUAUGGCCUGUACGAUCAUGCCAUGCUCCGAUUUAAAGGCAGCAGCAAGCUGGGAGAGAACUUCUAUGUACGCCAAGACGGAACCAGGUCAUACUUCUUCUCUAAAGAGUUCCUGGCUGAGCUUUUUGAGGAGACAGGCUUCCAGUCUGUUGCUAACGACUACGUCCUGAGAGAGACAGUCAACAAGAAGGAGGGGCUUUGUGUUCCCAGGGUGUUCCUGCAGAGCAAAUUCACCAAACCUGGACAAUCAGACAGCUCCUGAUGUCACGUGGCCUUUGUCUGCCAGAGGUGUGGAGAAACAUGAUACUGAAAUGUCCAGCUGAAGUUGGACGGCAAAAAAGACCUUACACGCCACCGGGUUUUGAAGUCUUUAGCUCAAAAGGGAGCUGCAGAUGGGUAAGGUAGGUUAAUAACACCUCCUCUGACUAACUGAAGCUGCUCCUUCACCAUCAGAUCAACACGGUGCCUGUAAGGUCAAUCUUACCAAUGGAAAUAUGUGGAACUGUAUGAACAUGUAGUCCAGGUGCAUGACUGUUCAGCAAAGUCCUGAGCUGGAUAAAUUAUGAAAAGUCCUUUGUCAAACUUUGCUCAGCUGGAAGCACCACCAUGAGAAGUUUCUUCUGUGUGAGCCUUCAAACCAUUUUCUCCUGUGAAUGAACAGGUAUUUUAACUGCAUCCAGUUUAAGUCUCUCUACUUUUUAUAUUGAUUUUAAUUUUGUGUAAAUGAAUUAGAAUCUUUUUCACCGUCUUUGCCUUUGUAUACUGUUAAACAAACAGUGUUCAACAACAUUGUGUCAUUUCACACUUGGUCUGAAGUUAUUUAGAAAAAAAUGACUCACAGUUUCACUUCCUGGUCCAGUUUUCACAGACAAUAAUAAUAAUAAUAUGUGUACAUUCACAUCCUGACUUUUAACAGAUAAAUGUUUGCGUGGUCUUCAAGUGUCUGGACAUCCUGCAGAAAGUCCUCCGACCUGAUCACCCACAGGUCUUUCAUAACAAACUUUAAAUCGGAAAUAACAGAUGUACACGUUUUUCAUGCAGUUAAUCACCCUGGAGUCUUCGUCUUCUGAUAGUUUACUGUAUGGAAUCAGACAGGGAACAUGGGUGACAGAGGGGUACGACGUCUAAUGGACACAAGCCAGUUAAUCUACUCUGAUAAUUUUCCUUUCCUAAAACAAAUAGUGCAUAAGUUGGUAUUUGUUUUAGGAAAGGUGGUUUUGCAUUUUAAACUCUUCCUCAUUUGAUUCUGGAGUAAAAAUGAUUACACUGUGAAAACUGAGAGGAAAUAUUAAAGAAUUCCUUUGAAAGUUGCAAUAAAGUUUUACUGGUUUACCUUU